Messenger RNA from Syngnathoides biaculeatus (alligator pipefish), 5924 nucleotides. RefSeq names its product opioid growth factor receptor (gene ogfr). Gene Ontology annotation, cellular component: membrane. Bases 181 to 1797 code for a protein of 538 amino acids. The record is from RefSeq and is a predicted model, not a curated record. The transcript is spliced from 7 exons. Gene Ontology annotation, molecular function: opioid growth factor receptor activity. Lineage: Eukaryota; Metazoa; Chordata; Actinopteri; Syngnathiformes; Syngnathidae.
GCCUCGAGAUGAGAAGGGAAGAGAGCGAUGGUGGCCUGCGGUGGGAGGCUGUCCAAGGGCUGUCCUCGGCUAACCUGAGUGAUCGUGCCAGUUAGUGGUCAUUGGAACUGGAUCCAUGCGCAUCUCUAUCUGGAAUCAAGCUCGGCUAGCCUUGGGUGGUUUUUGUCGUUUUUUGCAAUCAUGGAGGACGACUGUGUGUGUGAGUACGACUCGACGUGGGAGACGGAGAGUGAUGGAGAGGAGCCGGCCGGAGAUGGCCAACCUCGUCGGUCCAGGAAUCUAGUCUCGCGGCAUCACCCGCCCAGAAACAUGAGGGCAGCAAAGGACAUGCAGAACUACAGAAGAGGAUACCCCAACCUUGCAGAUGAUGAGUGCUCUGAAGACAAAAUGAACAACUUGCAGUUCUACCUCAAUAAAUUUCCGUCUGCGCCUGAUGAGGUCUACAUUGAAUCCUUCCUCAAAGAAUGGAAAAAUGACUACAAAAGGCUGGAGAGAGUCCAUUCGUACAUUCAAUGGCUCUUCCCUCUCCGUGAACCAGGGGUCAACUACAUGGCUUCUGAACUCACUAAGAAGGAGAUUGAGGCCUUUAAGAGAAACGAGGAUGCCAAAAGGAGACUAGUGGAGUCCUAUGAACUCAUGUUGGGCUUCUAUGGCAUCCGCUUGGUGAACAAAGAAAUUGGUGAGGUGGCUCGAGCAGAGAAUUGGAAAGAGCGCUUUGGCAACCUUGAGCGGAACAUGCACAACAAUCUGCGCAUCACACGCAUCCUGAAGAGCCUGGGGGAGCUGGGCUUCGAGCACUAUCAGGCCCCGCUCGUGCACUUCUUCCUUGAAGAGACUUUGGUCAAGAAGAACCUCAGCAGUGUUAAACGAAGCGUACUUGACUAUUUUCUAUUUGCUGUCCUGGAUAAACAAAAGCGCCAAGAGCUGGUGCGUUUUGCCUAUCUUCACUUUGAGCCAAAGGAUAAAUUUGUGUGGUGUCCCAGAAAGAUCCAGAAGCAAUUCAGGAAGGCAGAGAAACGAUCUGAACCUGUCGGAAACGGAGACGGUAAGGAUGACGUCUACUCAAGGGCUAAAAGCAAAGAAGGAGAAAAAGGGGUUCACCUCAGAGAGGACGAACUGGAUAAUGCUGGCAUGGUGCAGAACCAAACUGAAACAACUAGAGAAAAAACCAAACCGCCCGAGAUGUCCCCUCACCCCAAAGAGGAUCAAAUGACAGUUGGAAAUGGAAAUUCCCAGUCCAAUAACAGCAGUUUCGGGAACAGCAAUGACUUAAUUGACGACAUCGAUGAGAUGGAUCAGUCCCCGACUCCUGUCACCCUGACCGUCAAAACCGAGCCUGAUGCCGACAUCAAGUUCAAACUUCCAAACAGCUCACAGGACGCCAUUCAGGAACCAGACAGUGUUAUGCAAACAGACGAAGGCAUGAACACAGAGAAGCCCCCGAAGAAGAAGCGAGAAGAUAACUCGGCCAACCAGAGCAAUGGCUCCCCUGCGGACGGUAGUCCCGGCCAGGCGGAGGGGAAGGCUGGUGGUGGCGACACACCACCAGGCCAAAUAAUCUCGCCUGCUCAAACACCCCUUAAGACUUCAAAACACUCGCCCUGCCUGUCAUCAGGGAGGGAAGAAAAGAUCCCAAGGACUGAUUUUACUCAAGUGCCAGACAACGAGGGAAAAGCCUUGCAUGCAAACAGGGGCACCCAUAAAGCUAAGGACGAACUAACAACUGAGAAGAAGGUGGAGGAUGUCGACAUGGAGUCAAACCCUUCUAGUUUAGACCUGAAUGUGGGUAAUACAUGAGUACUUCUUACAACUGAAGGCCCAAAUUUCAGUCGAAUUGAUCAUCCGUAAGGAGCCAGUGGAAUGUUCAGUGUUUAGCAAAAACGUUAUGACCACAGUCACUGUACACGUAGAAUCUGGGAGACUUUUCGCGUCUUAUACGGACCAUCAAUCCAUUUAGAGACCCGGAAGUCCUGAAAAAGUUGCAUUGCUGUGCUAUAAACUUGAGGCUGUGUUCACAUUUCCCAUUAUAACGGUGCUAUGUAAAAAUAUAUGUUAGCUUUUUGUGACGUCUCAGAUGGUAAAAAUAGCAAAAGUAUGAAAUAAUGUGCAGUCAACGUUUUGGUUUACAACUUAGUGUAAAUCCUUUUUUUUACUGCACACAGUUUUUUUACGUGGGGGCAAAUACCUGCGUGAACACUACGUGAAGUGGUACAAAUUUGUGCAUCGUGUGUUCGACCCCCCACCCCCCACCCCAGCUCCAUCCCCCAAAGUGGUCUGGACAAGCGGGACUACAAGUGUGAACACAGCCUAUGAGAGGAAAGGGGAUCCAAGUGCUGAAAACUGCAUUUAAAUUACAAUUCAUGCCAUGACUGAGAUUGUCAUAGUUUAUAUUUGGCAGGCAUAUGCUCUGAAAUCAUGCCAGGUUGUUAGCCAGUUAAUUGUGCAUUUUUUUUUAUUGUCAUAAAUAGUGGCACAGCUGUAGAGCAUUGGCCUUACAGUUCUGAGGUCCCGGGUUCAAUCCUGGACUCACCUGUGUGGGGUUUGCAUGUUAAAAUGGAUGGAUGGAUAUUAUAAAUGACUUUCCCUAAUAUUGGACUGAUGCUUUUAAAAAAAAAUAAUAAGUAUACCUUCCCAAAAAAAGAAACAACUGCAUUUGAAAAUAUGAUAACACUAUCAGAUGCACUAUACGGUAUUGCCAAAUGUAUUUGCUCACCUGCCUUGACGCAGAUGUGAAUUUCAGUGCAGCCAGUUCUCAAUGCAUCGGGUUCAUUAUGACAUUGGUCUACUCCCUGCAGUUAUAACAUCUUAAACUCUUCCGGAAAGGUUUUCCACGAGGUUUAGGAGUGCGUUGAUGGAAAUUUAUGACCCGUUUUCCAGCAGUGCGUUUUUGAAGUUACACAGCAUUGUUGGACGAGAAGGCCUGGCUCUUCAGUUUGGGUUCUUAUUCAUCCAAAACGUGUUCUGUAGGGUUGAAGUCGGGAUUGUGCUGACCAGUCAUGUUCAUCCACAUCAAAUUCUUUUAUCCAUGUUUUCAUGAGCCUUGACCUGUGCACUUAUUCACAAUCAUGUAGGAACAGGAAGAGACCCUGUUCAAAUUCUAACCACAAAGUUUGAAAUGUCCAAAACAUUUGCCCCUGAGUUUCAGUAAUUGGAAAUAUGUAUUCUGCAGGAUACAAAGACAUUUUGGACAUUCAAACACUUUGGGAAUGACCACUUCCUGUUCCAACAUGCCUGUGCACCAGUGCUCAAAGCGAGGUCUCUAAAGACACGGAUAAAGAAUUUGACUGGCGUGCGCUCAAAUCCAUAGAACACCUUUGGGUUGAUUUUGAGUCAGCCAUCCAACAUCACUGUGACCUCGCAAAUAUGCUCCUGUGACAAUAGGCAAAAUUUCCCAUCAAAUCACUUCUCAACCUUGUUCAAAGCCUCUCCACACAAGAGUUAAAUCUCGUGUAGCCGCAAAGAGUUAGCCCAACAUCCUUUUAAACCAAAUGAAUUUAGAAUGGUGUAUCACUUUAAAUCUGCGGCACGGUGGAACAUCUGUUUAGAGCGUUGGCCUAUCAAUUCUGAGGACUCGGGUUCAAAUCCCGACCGCACCUGUGUGGAGUUUGCACGUUCUCCCCGUGCCUGCGUGGUUUUUGUCCAGGGACUCCGGUUUCCUGCCACAUCCCCAAAUCCCGUGCAUUAAUCGGAGACUCUAAAUUGCCCCUAGGGGUGAUUUGGAGUGCGGGUUUUUGUCUCUAUGUGCCCUGCAGUUGGCUGGCAACUAAUCUAGGGUCUACCCCGCCUCCUGCCCGAUGAUAGCUGGGAUAGGCUCCGUCACUCCCGCGACCCUUGUGAGGAUAAGCGGCUGAGAAAAUGGAUGGAUCGAUGUCACUUAAAGUCAUGGGCAUGUGAGUAAAACACUUGGCAACGUAGUGCACAUAAUUUUUAUACCGUGGUUGUGGUGUGACAUGCGGUGAAACGGCCCGGCAUCAUUUUGAGAGGCGUCUCCGAUGUUACGUCGACCUUAUUUUGGUACUUGAGAGCAGCCAGCUGCAGUGAAACCUCAGUUUACGAGCGCUGCUGUUCACAAACACAUCUGUUGAGGGACUUUUUCUUUCUUGGGUGGUUUCAGUUCGUGAACAUUCACCGCAUCCAGAAACAACUCUGAGCUUUCUAUGCCACUGGAAACCAUAACAACAAACCCAACUGGCAAAGGUAUAUUCUUAAAUGUUUUUUUUUUUUUUAAUUCUCUGUCAAAGAUGAGCAUCGUGAUCUUUGUAAAGGUAGAAUGCUGAAGUAUUUCUUAUUGGAUCCCACUGAAUUUGUGUGUAUCUGAUGUGGUUAAGCGAACGACCGACCGUGUAACAAAAUCGGAGCAAUUUAAAAACUGUGAAUUUAUCUCGAGCGUAAAAUGUAUGAUAGUGACAACAUUAAAAUGAUGUUCCUCGAUUUAAUUCCUUUCCAGAAUAUAUACAGUACUAAUAAUUUAAGUGAACUAAAUACUGUUCUUUACACCUUUUUGUUUUAUUAUUAUCAUGUUAUCCUUCUAUAAGAGGUUUUUGCACUGAAGAAUUGCAAAAUUUGUGUUUCCCUUCGCGGGCUUUUGUGUUCACGCUCAACCUACACAUUCUUCGAUUGUCACAGCGUUCAACAAUUUUGUGUGCUUUCACACUUGUGGGAAUUUGACUCGGACAACAGAAAAAGCCUUGCCAAAAAUGUGAUAAGACUGCUUGAUUGUAUUAAAAAAUAUAUAUAUUUGUCUUUGCAUCACAAUUUGUAAAGCUUAGCUCAAAUCUGUAUUUUAAUUACUGAUAUUUUGGAAUCCGUUUGCCGGGGUUCUUCUCCCCCAACCCCUUCCCUCAAAACUUGCACUCAAUUCUAUGAUUUUUAAAAUGGUAUCGAAAUACAAUUUAAGUUCUUUCUAUGUGGUUUCUUCCUCCAACUGAAAACCUGGUUGUUUAAGAGCAGAAUAAAAAUAUUUUCUGACACAUCAAUCAGAACUGGACUGGGUCUUUGGCUAAGGUCCUGUGGGAACACUUUUUUUUUUUUUUUUUACUCGGGCCUAAAGAUCAAAUUUAAUGAGCUUUCUGUUCCAGUAUCCUCCUCAACGUCAAUAUGAAAGUAACUAUUUGUUGUUUUAAUUUUCUUUAACGUGUAUCACAUGUCCUCUUUGCUCUGGACUCACUCAAAACUAAAAGAAGUUGGGGACAAUUUUCCACAUUUAUGCCAGCACGGGAAGAGAUUUGGUUUCAGGGCCGUCAUUGAUCCGUUUCAAGUAUGGACUUUUAGCUUCAAGUGCUUUCACGAAAAUAUGGCACGCCAUUUAGAAAAUAAGCAGGGUUCGGCCUUAUGCAGGGCACAGAAUGGGCACGGCACGGUGGAACAACUAUUUAGAGCGUUGGCCUAUCAAUUCUGAGGCCAACUGAGCAAGAACUAUUCAGGUAGUGGUUAGCGUAAAGAAACUAAUUACCGACCUAGCCGCAAUGUAAUUGGGCGGCUUCUUUAACCGAUCAGAUCUCAAAUUCGUCCUCACAAGACCUGCAGGCUGACCCUCAACAGUAUCUGGAUAUUUCUGUCCUGGUUGGUUGGUCCCAGGAAGAGUUCCAAAAAUCAAACAUACCUGGAAGCCUCUUGAAUACAUCUUAUCCAUUUAGAACCAAAACUGGAACCAUCUGUAUUGAGGUGACAUUUUCGGACACCGUUGGCCAUUAAUUACACGUUGAGAAGGAGCAGAAACUGGAGAGAAGUUCGUCCGUCCAAUUUCUUUUGCCGCUUAUCCUCACUAGGGUCGCGGGGUGUGCGGGAGCCGAUCCCAGCUGUCAACGGGCAGGAGGCUGGGUACACCCUGAACUGGUUGCCAGCCAAUCGCAGGGCACAUGGAGACAAACAGACGCACUCACAAUCACACCUACGGGCAAUUUAAUGUCCAAUUAAUGUUGCAU